Molecule: messenger RNA, 2094 nt
Organism: Rhea pennata
Lineage: Eukaryota; Metazoa; Chordata; Aves; Rheiformes; Rheidae
Gene: DCST1
Product: DC-STAMP domain containing 1
Exons: 16
Coding region: 1-2094 (697 amino acids)
Cellular component (GO): membrane
Source: RefSeq, a predicted model, not a curated record
AUGGAGCCACAGGCGGGCACCACGCAGGAGCACCCGGCGGGAACAGAGGCGCCCAAGAGGCAGAAGCCCCCCAACACAACCCUGCAGCGCCUGGCUGUCCAGCUGCUGCCAGCCUCAUGCAGCCGGUUCCUCUGGAGCCCACCAGACCAGCACCGCUGCAGCAAGCUGCUCCUGGGUGCUGGCACCGGCAGCCUCCUUGGCCUUGGGCUCUGCCAGCUCCUCAUCGUGCCCAUGAACAUCCCAGAGGCGCGCAAGGUGCAGCUGAUGUGCGGGCUGGCAGGAGCCACCGCCCUGGGCUGGGCCACGUCGCCACACUUCCGCUGCGCCAGCCUGCUCGUGGCCCCCAAGUUCGUGGGCAAGGAGGGCCGGGUCUACGCGCUCUCCUACGCCCUCGCCGCCAUCUACAAUGGGCCUGUGGCCAACGUGCGGCACAACCUGGACGAGGUGAUUCGCUCGGUGGGCUGCGUCACGGAGCUGCAGGUCAACCACAGCCGCCAGCUCUGGCAGGUGUCGAUGGCCCCGCUGCGCGCCAUGAUGGAGGACAUGCUGCGGAGCGGGCGGACGCUCAACGCCGAGACGCAGAACAUCUCACGUGCCUUCGUGGGGCUCAAUGAGGAGGUGGCCAGCGAGGCAGGCUACGAGCUGCGCCAGGGCCGGCACGCAGCCCCCCCGCAAGCCCUCAGCACCCAGAAGCUGUAUGAGAUGAAGACCAAACUGCGCUGCAAAUAUGUGAUCGACUUGGCCAUGCAGCGGUGCAGGGACUGGUUCAGCACGAAGCACCAGGCCUGCAUGGAGCAGAUCGUUGUGCCCCUCAUCAGCCACCUCCUCUGCCUGCCCAUGAAGUUCAAGUUCCUCUGCCACAUCGUCAAGGUCAUGCAUGCCUGGUGCUGGGAAAAGAUCCCUGUGGAGGGCAACUUUGGGAAGAUGUACGACAUGGUGAAUGGAUCUGUCAACAACCUCAGCCAGGACUUCAGUGCCCAGAUGGUCUUCCAGGAGGAGCACCGUGAUAUGCUGCUCGGCGCCAACGUCUCGCGGGAGCAGCUCGUGGAGGAGGUGGCCUCGCACGUACGGCAGCAUAGCGCCCAGCUGGGCAGGGCUGUCUCCUUCUUCCGCCUGCUGCUCUCCUGCACCUUCCUCCUUGUCUUCUUCUCGGCCUUCUCCUACACUAAGCGCUACAACCAGGACUUCUCCUUUGACAACGUCUACAUCACCACCUACUUCCGCCAAAUUGACGCCCGCCGCAGGAAGCAGAACAAGCGGACGCUGCUGCCGCUGCGCCGCGCAGAGGUCUCCGCUGUGAUCUUCCCCAGCCGUGUGGCCAUGCAGCCACCAGAGCUGCAGAACAUGGUGGUGGAGCUGCUGGAAUGCAUCCCGCCCCUGCUGUUCCUGCUCCUCACCUGGGGGCUGGACCGUGUGCUCUUCACCAUGCUCAGCAUCAUCCGGCAGCACUCCUUCGUGCAGUACUCCUUCCGCAGCAGCCACCACCUGGAGGUCCAGGUUAUGGGCACCUCGCUGAUGGCUCGGCUCCUGCGAAGCACCAUCGGCGCCUUGAACACAUCCUCCUACACGGAACUAGAGUCGUCCAACUUUGCCUGCCUGCCACAGCCCCAGGGCAUGACGACCGACGACUACCUGGCCAGCGGCCUGCCGCUGGGCGUGCUGGCGCUGCUGUGCCUGGCCCAGGUCUACACGUACCGCCUGCGCCGCGUCAUCGCCGCCUUCUACUUCCCCAAGCGCGAGAAGAGGCGCGUGCUCUUCCUCUACAACAAGCUGCUGCGCCGGCGGCAAUGCUUCGUUGAGCUGCAGCGGCGGCGCGUCGCCCGUCGGGCACGCCAGCGCUGGGCCCUGGGGAUGGCCCUGCUGGAGCGGUGCUGCCUGCGCUGGCCACGCCUGCGCAGGUUCCUGCGCCGGCGCUGCGUGGUGUGCGGGGAGCCCGAGGCGCCACGGAGCCGGCUCUGCCCGGUGCCCACCUGCAGCUCCAUGUACUGCGGGCCGUGCUGGAGGGACGUGGGAUACGCGUGCCUGGCCUGCAGCCCCGGCGACCCCGGCCUCUCGGAGGAGAGCAGCGAUGAGCACGUGGUGUACGUGGCCUGA